GAAGAAAUAGUCCGUGUGUAGCAGCUAUGUCGGCUAGCUAGGCAGUUUGUUUCUAUUUAAACUCAUAAAAACAUAUUUAUUUAACGACGCGAGAGAUGAGAGGGCUCAUGUGGCGGCGGUGGAUCUCGCUUUGAGGCGACACCAUGCUCCUGCAACCAGCCGAAGACCGACGUGUUUGACCAACAAGUAGCCGGUCCGGUCUCCUGUCGUCAUGGGAACAACAACGAGCGAGCCGUGCAUCUACGACAAACUGUCGGAGAGCAUCGACAUCCUUCGCCAGUCAGGCUACCGCUACGGCAUGUCUGAGAGGGAGAUCGAGAGGUUCAUCAAGCAGGUCCUGGAAACCAACGAGCCCAGGAGGGAGCCCCCACAGUUCCCCAUCCUGAGAGCCACCAUCAAGUUUGUGGUAGCCGUGGGAUUCCUGCUGGUGGUGGUGCUGGCCUUCACCUACCCUCAAAAUGCCCCCCAGCUGGGACUGGUCAACCUGGGCUCUUACAACUGGUCGUCCCCUCUCAGCCACGUCCGUCUGCUCUCGCUGCCCAUCGCCAAGAAGUACAACCUGCAGGGUUUCCAUGAGUGGUGGAGCGCCGGCUCUCUCAGGCAGAGUUUGGUGAACUGUUCAGGCUGUGCAGAAAUCUCCUCAGUUCUGGAGGUCCCAGAAAGCCUCAGAGGGACCGUGACUCUGCGCCGGGGGCCACAGCUCGUCCUGCUCAAGGGCGGCGAGUCCCUCAGCAUCCAGCGGCAGCAGCUGGAGGAGCUCUACCUGGCUCACUCCGGUUCCAUGUCCAUCCUACUGGAGGACGACGACGGACUGCACAGUAACAACCAGGGCCUGCCUCAGGGACCCGCCAACUUCACCCUGCUCUGGAGGUUCAGCUCUGGGACCAGGGAGAAAGUGUUAAGGUGGCUCUUCCCGAAGGCUGAACUCUGCCCCCUGCUGGACAGUGCUGGGACCAUCCUGCAGCGCUGCCUCGUCACUCACAGCACAAACUCCCAGAGCAAGGGUGUCGGGGUCCUGGGCUGGUUGGUGGUGGGCGAGGGGCUACCAACGGUUCGAGUGCUGCCGGUUCAACGCUGCCAGAAACACUGCAGCUCCUUCAACCUGUGGCUCUCACCAGGAGACAUGGUGUAUGCGGACCCUCGGUACUGGCAGAUGGAGCUGUUCCCAGGCCGAGGCCAGAACAUCAUCUGCGACGGAUCGGCCUUUUAACCCUCCGGCCGAACGAAACGUAUAGUUCAGAGCUGGAGGGCAGGGGUGACGCAGACACGGGCUCUGAUGGAAGGCUUUCGGAGCUCCACUGCCUUCCUGUGGCUCCGCCCACUGAUGCCUUAUAAUGACGCCCUCCGAUGUUUCUUGCCCGGUUCCGCCUCCCGUCUCCCUCAGAGAACUGAACACGUCUGCAAACACGACAGCGGGUGGAGAUCAGCGCCUGACUCCCCGCAGCUGUCCUGGAUGCGUCCGUGCCAUAGCUUUAUGAAGACCUCCAGCAAUUGAACCAGUUUUCCCCUCCUAGAUGGUUGCUGCAAUGAUCCCAGACCUUCACACAUGUGCAACGUGUUCAGUGGCUUAAACACUGGCCUGCUGCUGUGCUCACCGAUGCCUUUUCCCUGGUCAGAGGGGAAAAACUAACAAGACCGGGCACAAUAUUUGGGUCGUUUUGUGCCAAAGCCAGAAAAUGUCUCCAAAUGAGACAGUUUGAAGCAAAUCCAUUAUAAGAAUCCUCAAGUGAUUUACAGUACUGUGCAAAAGUUUUCAGAAAAGAGCGUCCUCCAAAUAUGAAGGCCUGAUUUGAGUUUUAUCUGGGACAGUUCCGUGCAAUGAAGAGAAGAACGAUGCAUUAGUCAUGGUGAUAAUCACCCUUUUCUUUCUGGUUGUUAAAACUUUUGUACAUUACUGUACUUUAGUCACGUUUAAUGCUGAAUUAGUGCUGCUGAUCACAAUGCCUCAAAUCUCCCAGUCGGCUGAAAGUUUGACAUUCAGAAGCAGCAUUGCAACAAUGAUGCUUGACAUGUCUCUGCUCCAGCACAGCUGAAUGUGACCUCUUCGAGCUCUGCAGGACAACAAGUGUGUUGGCGCAACGCAACAACUCAAAACCACCGAUGCAGGCAGCGAUUUUUCUUGUAUCUGUGGGACAGGGAGGGGCCUCUUUGGAGCGUGAACAGACACCAGCUCCUCGUUUUUGUUCGUCUUAAAUCAGAAUCUCAGCUGAAGCGCUCACUAAAUGCUCUGCGGCACAAAUUUGGUUUUUGUUGAAAAUCACAUGACUUGUGGGUCUAUAGAGGACGAGAUGCUGCUGCUGUAUUUCAAAAGCUGUCUUACUUCUAAGACUGGGCUUCAUUUACAGAGAGGCAGGGAUCUCCGAACUGGGUUAAGUAGGACGAGUUCAGCCUACAGCAUCAGAGGUGAAAGCCGAUGUUUGAUUUUGCUCAAUAAACAAAACUGCUUCUCUAAUUUUAGCAUAAUUAUUUAUUGUUAUGAUUGUAUAUAUGUUGAAAUAAUAAAUUUAAUUACCAGGUGUCUAUAUUUUUGGAGUAUAGAUGGAGAAGAUCAGCGUAAUCAGGGUUUUCAAAUCUGAAUGAUGUUGGGUCAGGUUGCCAAAGUUAAUGCUUGUUAAAUCGGCUUCUGUGUUUUGAGGAUAAACUCCCUGAUCUUGUUUUAGUGUCUGUGUAUUCCACAAAUUUCACAUCUCAGCUGGAAUUAAAUCAGGGGGUUGCUGUUAAGAUGUCCGCUUUACAUAGAAAUGUAAUAGUUUUUUGAGAAAAAUAAAACUUGCCAUGUAUUUGAA
Salarias fasciatus (jewelled blenny) is the source of this 2786-nucleotide messenger RNA. Its product is annotated as bombesin receptor-activated protein C6orf89 homolog. The coding region runs from base 212 to 1210 and encodes 332 amino acids. The record is from RefSeq and is a predicted model, not a curated record. Gene Ontology annotation, cellular component: nucleolus; Golgi membrane. The transcript has 8 exons. NCBI's taxonomy places the organism in Eukaryota, Metazoa, Chordata, Actinopteri, Blenniiformes, Blenniidae.